AUUUAAAAUUAUUGUCAUAUGCAUUUAUCUUCACUCUGAUGAGGGCUCAGACGUGAUAACACCCCUGGCUCCCUAUCCCCAUAGGAGCUGGUGUGAGAGCUGCCUGCUGCAUCCCCUCCAUUAGCCACAGCUGUUGGAUUUCCCACCCAGAAUCUUUAGGUAAAUGAGAUCAUGAUUCUGGAAGGAAGUGGUGUAAUGAAUCUCAACCCCAACAGCAACCUCCUCCACCAGCAGCCAGCCUGGACAGACAGCUAUCCCACGUGCAAUGUUUCCAGCGGGUUUUUUGGAGGCCAGUGGCAUGAAAUCCAUCCUCAGUACUGGACCAAGUACCAGGUAUGGGAGUGGCUCCAGCAUCUCCUGGACACCAACCAGCUGGACGCCAGCUGCAUCCCUUUCCAGGAGUUCGAUAUCAAUGGCGAGCACCUCUGCAGCAUGAGUUUGCAAGAGUUCACCCGGGCAGCGGGGACGGCGGGGCAGCUCCUCUUCAACAACUUGCAGCAUCUCAAGUGGAAUGGCCAGUGCAGCAGUGACUUGUUCCAGUCCACACACAAUGUCAUUGUCAAGACAGAACAAACAGACCCUUCCAUCAUGAACACCUGGAAAGAAGAAAACUAUUUAUAUGAUACCAACUAUGGUGGCACAGUAGAUUUGCUGGACAGCAAGACUUUCUGCCGGGCCCAGAUCUCUAUGACAGCAACUGGUCACCUUUCUGUUGCAGAGUCACCUGAGGUGAAAAAGGAACAAGAUCACCCUGCCAAGUCCCAUACCAAGAAGCACAAUCCUCGAGGGACACACUUAUGGGAAUUCAUCCGAGACAUCCUUCUGAACCCAGACAAGAACCCAGGGUUAAUCAAGUGGGAAGACCGUUCAGAGGGCAUCUUCAGGUUCUUGAAAUCAGAAGCUGUGGCUCAGCUGUGGGGGAAAAAGAAAAACAAUAGUAGCAUGACCUACGAGAAGCUCAGCCGAGCGAUGAGGUAUUACUACAAGAGAGAAAUUCUGGAACGUGUGGAUGGACGAAGACUGGUAUAUAAAUUUGGGAAGAAUGCACGUGGAUGGAGAGAAAAUGAAAAUUGAAGCUGUCGACGCUUUGACCACAAACUAAAACAUGCCCCCAAAUGAUUAAAAAUCAAGAACUCCUGGACGUAAAUAUUUAAAAGACUACUUUCCUGUGAUAUUUAUGUACCAUGAUGGGAGAAAUAAUCUACUUCUAAAGGGAAGAAAGAACACUACAGUUGAUAAAAUUAUUUUGUUACUUUGAAGUAUGUCCUAUGUGGGGAACAAACGUACACAGUUUUCUGUGAAAUAUGAUGCUGUAUGUGGUUGUGAUUUGUUUUUCCUCUGUUGUGAAGUUCUUUUCUGCUGCAAGAGCAGGGUUUGUGCUUCUUGCUGAGAGAAAGAAAAAAAAUAAGAGGGCAUUAAAUGUUUUUAUAUGCAAAAUGAUUUAGAAAAAGGUGAUGUGUCCUCUGCACAUAAGCAUCCACAUGGCCUCCUCAAGAGAGAUGAGCAUGGUUGCUAGGAGGAACUCAGGAUCUCAGAUUGACGGGAUGAACCAGAGGAUGCUGGGAAGUUUAGCCUGACCUUAAGAACCAGUGGGUGGGAAUGAAGACUUCCAAAAUCCAGGUGGACUGUAAUCACUGCAUUAUCUCCUGACUUGCAAUAUUUAAAUCAGCAAGAAGAAUGAUGGUGGGGGGUUUUAUACAAAUUCAGGAAUGAUUUACCUGAUGCCAAGGCUAUCUUUCCCCCUCCCCCUCAGAUGACUGGUAACAAAAAUUCAAUUUCCUCCUCUGCUCACUUCCAGUUAUUUAUGAGAGUGUACAGCCUUGGUUAUUUUUAUGCCAAUUGCUUAAAAAUAAAUGGGAAACAGGAAGUGGUGAUGAGUUUGCUCUUGUAUUUCUAUAAUCCAUAGUUUCUCAAUUAGCACAGUGCACAUUUUUGGCUGAGUAGUUCUUUGUUGUGCAUUAUUUGGCUGCUGUGUACAAUGUAGGAUGUUCAUCAGUAGCCAUGACUUCUACCGACUAGACGCAGAUAGCAUGCCCAUUCCCCAGGUUGUGACGAACAAAAAUGUCUUCCGACAUUGCUAAAUGUCCCCUGCGGGGCAACGUUGCUUUUAAUGGAGAACCACUGAUGUAGCCAGUCAAGAUGAAGAUGGCGUUUUAGUCUCAGAACAAAAAGAUGUAUGAAGUCUUUUAGUCCAUAGCAUGAAGCAAAACCAAGACAUCAAAGCAAUCUAUUUUUAAUUUUUAAAAUGAUAGGAACAGUGGGUUGAAAUAGCUAGAGGGAUUUCUUUCCAGAAUCCCAGAUGACAGGCAACAUUAGAUAAAUCAAACAUAGUAAUGUAGUGAGAACUGCAACAGGAGACAUUUUCACUGGGAUUACAAAGCAGAGUAAAAAUGACUUUGCGGAAGGAAAUAUGGAGAGAAGAGUGCGUGUGUGUGUUGAGAAAGGCAGGGAGAGAGAGAGAAGGACAGUGUUCUAGGGAAAAGCUUUGCUGAUGUUACUUUUUAUAAUCUUUUCUUUUUUGGAUAAUCUCUCAUCCCAAAAGUGAAUGCUGCAUUGUCCAGAUUUGCAAUCAUUUUUUUUUUUUUAAGAAAGAAAAGGAAGGAAGGGUGGAAGAGAACAACAGAAAGCUCAGCUCAGGAGUUGUUGUCAGAAAGGAAUUGGAGACUUCUUCAAUGAUGAGCCUGUCCCGGGGUACCUGGAGACUUAUUGGGUUCUGCAAUCUGGGAGGAACAUGAACCUGUAGACACUUUGAGAAUGGGUUUGAACCUCCAGAUUCCUUUUGCAGCUUUUCUUUUUGGCUCGCUGUAUCCUUGGCUUUCUCUUCCUCCUGCCUCUCUAUCUUGAGCAAUAAAAUGGGGAUGAGGACAUGUACCAGUAAGGAGCACUCUUCAUCAAUUAAUGGAGCACCUACCAGUAUCUUACCCAGUGGAGGUGACUGAGUCAUACUCAAAGGUUGCAAAGUCUUUGCAAUGUAUUCAGGAGACUGGAAGUAGGAAGAAUUAAGACUUUUCCUAAUUCUAAUAAGAUCCGUUAUGGAUGGUGACCUUAUAGCACCAGCUUAGUGAGAUGACCUUCUGAAAGUACAACCAAGUCCAUUUUUAUUUCUGCCUGGCUUGGUCACCUCCACAAAGGUGUUAUUUAGUGUUGUCAAGUCACAGUUACUGGUGAAACUAAGAGAAAUAACAAUGAACAGCACAGAUCUGAGAUGUCCUUGCAUCAAAGGCACACCUUUUCCAAGUAAGGCUAUAGAAUGGUGAGGCCAUCCCAGCACUUGACUACACUUUGCACAGAACAAAUUAAACAUCCAGAUAUUUGAACUGGUGUCAAUGCUUGAAUGUUUGUGUGUCUGAAUUGUGUAAAGUUAUUAGAGAUAGCUGCUAAUUCUCACUCUGCUGUUCUUUCCCUGGCUUUGCCUCUUCAUCAUCUUAAGGUGGCUAAAUCCUUCUCUAACUUCACUGUUCCCCAAAUCUGUUUCUCACAUUCCUCCAAAUUGCCCUUGGCUCUCUCUUCACCUUCUCCAAAGAAGAGCAAUCCCUGUUGUGUAGUGAGUCUGGGGAGUACCAAAUGGAACAGUUCUGUGGAUAAUUAGCAGAUGGUGUUAUUUGUUGAAAGUGACAGUUUCUUGACAACUGGUUCCUGCUUAAAUAGGCUGGAGUAUUAAGUUCUUAGCAUCUCUCUCUGUUGUAUUGGCUUGAGUUUGAUGUAUUUUCUAUGAGCUAUUCAUGACUUGGAGAACUCAAAAUAAUUAAUCCAUGCCAACUUGGUGUAUGAACAGAAUAUUUCCUACCACAGUGUUGUGUGGGAAAGCAAAAUCCCAGAGAAAGUCAGCAACAGGUGAAGCCCCCUUCCUCUGGGGACUCACAACUUCUUACUUGAGAUACGUGUUUGUCCUGGGUGUACACAUGAUCACUACACUGGUCCCCUUGACUGCUCCUUACACUAAAGGCUUGGGCUGUUAUCAUUAUUUUCAUGGGAACCUGAGGCAAAAAAAUGGUUUGCUAAGAUUUUAUCAGACUCAAGUCAACCAAGGCUCCUAGAUACUUGACUUGAUGAAACUUAAGCAAGGCCCUGGUUCCCAGAGAUAUACCUACAGAUUCCUGAACUUGACUUCUGAGCAGGGAAGACCUAGAUAAUGAGAUUUCCUUUGAACACAUUGUUUCUUCCUCAAAGUUCCUGCCUUGCUAGGCUGUAAGCUCUAUGAGGGCAGGGACUGUAUCUCAUCAAUAUUGUUUUCCCAGUAGCUAGCAUGAGAUAGAUCCUUUAUGAAUAUUUGCUGAGUGGGUGAAUAAAUGUCUUCUGGAAGACUCCUUGGAUCAGGAGGCCAUAUCCAUAAUCGGGAUGUGAAUCAUUUCUUCACUGGAAUAAGAGUACAGUGGUCAAGCUGUCAAGGACAUAUUACUGAUGAGAUGAACAUCUUACUGUGACACUCCCCUUUGCCUUCCUACCUGUGCUGAGAUGAAACCAAAACAAGUUGCUUGGUUCCACAAGUCAACAUACAUGGAAUGAGAAUUUUGUUGCCUUAUUAGGAGCUGUGAGACUUAUCUGGUACAAGAAGCCAGUAAUGACCUGUUUUAACCAAUGAAGAUUAUAAAUGUGUUUAUAUGAUGUAAAUUUCUAUUUAAGUGUAAAAGAGGCCUAAGUUUUAGAGUGUUCAGUUUGGUAUCUAUAUUUUUUUCUUUUUGAAAAAUACUGAGGGAUCUUUUGGUAAGGCUAGUCAUACAUGUCAGAUUUAGUUCUGCAAGUGUGUUGUGUUUCAAAUGUAUAAAAUACAGGAAAAGCUAAAGUAGUAAGACGGAAAGGCAAUUAUACUAGUCUUCAAUAGUUAAAAAAGCAUUUGUUGAGUACAUACUAUGUGUACAGCAUGGAACCAUACGUGUAAGGAGCUUAUCUGAUUAUAUGGUGUUUAUUAGAUACUCCAUAUGAACCCACUGGGUGGAUACGUACUGUGUGAAAGAAAGAUCAGCAUAGCAAUCACAACAUCCGAGCUGAGUUAUCCUCAGGAUGGUUCUCAGGAUUUCAGUUCUGGAGUAAGAGAUAGAGCACUUACUAAGAACCUGUUGAGACUGUGCCUUAUGAACCACUGAAAUGUAUGUCUUCACAAAUUUAGCUUAAUUGGGAUUAAUCUUGUAGUAGCAUCUGCAUAAUUUCUGCUUUUCUUCCCAUUUGGCUUCUCGACUGAAAAGUUGUGGGAAACAACCCUACUGCCACUGUUUUUGAAAAAAUCAGAAAUCUUGCCCUUUAAACUAUGUUAAAUCCAAACUAAGUAUUUCUGUUUUAGAAAGAUUAUAUUUUUUCAAAUAUGUUUUUUUUUUGUUUGAUGGGUCCCAGGAAACACUAAUAAAAACCACAGAGACCGGCCUGCAA
This is a messenger RNA of Manis javanica (Malayan pangolin), 5364 nucleotides long. It is a transcript of the gene EHF, whose product is annotated as ETS homologous factor. Gene Ontology annotation, cellular component: nucleus. Gene Ontology annotation, biological process: cell differentiation; regulation of transcription by RNA polymerase II. Gene Ontology annotation, molecular function: DNA-binding transcription factor activity, RNA polymerase II-specific; sequence-specific DNA binding. The record is from RefSeq and is a predicted model, not a curated record. NCBI's taxonomy places the organism in Eukaryota, Metazoa, Chordata, Mammalia, Pholidota, Manidae.